This is a messenger RNA of Tripterygium wilfordii, 474 nucleotides long. Its product is annotated as probable transcription repressor OFP9. The coding region runs from base 1 to 474 and encodes 157 amino acids. Gene Ontology annotation, biological process: negative regulation of DNA-templated transcription. The record is from RefSeq and is a predicted model, not a curated record. The transcript has a single exon. Lineage: Eukaryota; Viridiplantae; Streptophyta; Magnoliopsida; Celastrales; Celastraceae.
AUGAAAUCCUCCAAAGAAUACAAGAAGCAGAGGCCUGAAGAACAGAGCAGAUGCAGGGCCUUGUGUUGCAGUUGCAGGGUUAGCGUCUCUUCUUCUGAGGAAGCAGAGAGCUCUAACUCCGAUCGUUUCCCAUCCGUGUCGAGCCUAGCACAUGCAAUGGUUCAAGAAAAGCUGGAUCAGAUGAUCAAAGAGAGGCAGGAGGCAAGGCGUAGAGAGAAAAGAAAGCAAAGAAGUCAUGGUGGGACUAAGUUCAUUGUGAUGGUGGCGAUGGAGAAGUGUUCAUAUGAUCCGACAGAGGAUUUUAGAGAGUCCAUGGUUGAGAUGAUCAUGGCAAACCGGAUUGAAGAUCCAAAGGAUCUUCGUAGUCUAUUGAAUUACUAUUUGUCAGUGAACUCUGAGGAGCAUCAUAGAAUUAUUUUAGAAGUUUUUCAUGAAGUUUGCAGCAAUUUGUUCCUCUGUUGUAAAUGCCAUUGA